Messenger RNA from Thlaspi arvense, 1926 nucleotides. NCBI's taxonomy places the organism in Eukaryota, Viridiplantae, Streptophyta, Magnoliopsida, Brassicales, Brassicaceae. The record is from the annotation of a GenBank genome assembly.
AUGAAGUCGAAGCCAAACGGAAAAGGUUCGAAAACGGAGAGACUUUCAGUCACAGCUUUGCUUGCACGCAUGGAUCAGAAACACGACAAGAGUUCAUCAUCAUCCAGUUCCAACGCUGCUCCAAACCCUUCUUCCUACACUUAUGGCAUAGAUUUUCCUCCUCCUUAUGUCGAAGACGCCUCUGAUGAGAAACAGGAACAGACUGUUGCAAGGAGGAAUCACAAGCCUGAGCUUGAUAUCCAUAUAUCUGAUAAGGAACUAAAGAGGCGAGCAAAGAAAGAAAGAUCAGCUUUCGAGAAUGCAGAGAUUGCAAAGAGUGAGGCCUCGAAGGAGAACCUUGAUGCAUUCACGGUUGUUAUCGGAAGCAAGGCUUCGGUGCUUGAGGGACAAGACACCGCGAAUGCGAAUGUUAAAGAUAUAUCCAUCGAUUCUUUCUCUGUAUCUGUUUGUGGGAAAGACCUUCUGAAGAAUGUAUCUGUCAAGCUAUCACACGGAAAAAGAUACGGCUUGGUCGGUCCGAAUGGAACGGGGAAGUCGACAUUGUUAAAGCUUUUAGCAAGCAGGAAGAUUCCAGUUCCCAAGAAUAUCGAUAUGCUUCUUGUUAAGCAAGAAGUGGUCGCGGAUGACGAGACGACUGCUCUGGAAGCAGUUGUUUCUGCCAAUGAAGAGUUGGUUAAGUUAAAGGAAGAAGCUGAAGCUCUGGAGAAAAGCGGCGAUGGAGAAGAUGGUGAUUCUGGACAGAAGCUUACUGAAGUGUAUAAGAGGCUAAAGGAAUUGGAUUCAGAUUCUGCUAAAGCACAAGCGGCCAAGAUUCUUGCGGGGUUAGGUUUCACAGAAGAUGAUCAAAAGCGUCCAACGGGAUCAUUCAGCGGUGGCUGGAGGAUGCGAAUAUCGUUAGCUAGAACGCUCUUUAUGCAACCUACUCUUUUGUUACUAGAUGAACCCACGAACCAUCUUGACCUAGAGGCUGACUUCCUCAACACGGUCUGCACGAACAUGAUAGCUCUGCAUGACAAGGGUCUCCACUCCUUUCGUGGUAAUCACGAUGACUAUAAAAGCGCGUACGAGAAGCAAUGCAACGAGGUGAAUAAAAAGCUUGAGAUUCGAAAGAAACAGGAUGAAGCAGCUAAGAGGUCUGGAGACGUGGCUCAGCAGAAGAAGGCAAAGGACAAGAGUAAGACAAAAGGUGAAGAGGGCCCAGCUCCAAGGAAGUCGAAGAAGGUUGUGUUGGAUUUUUCAGAACCGACCUUCUCUGCUUCUUCUCUUCUGAGACUAAUCGAGGUUAGCUUCUGCUACCCGGAGAAGCCAGAUUUCAGGCUCUCGAAUGUUGAUGUAAGUAUCGAUAUGGGGACACGGGUUGCUAUAGUUGGUCCUAACGGAGCUGGGAAGUCCACUCUUUUGAAUCUUCUUGCGGGAGAUUUAGUUCCAACGGAGGGUGAAGUGAGGAGAUGCCAAAAGCUGAGGAUUGGUAGGUAUUCUCAGCACUUUGUUGACCUGUUAACAAUGGAGGAGACACCGGUUAAGUAUCUUCUCCGCCUUCAUCCCGACCAAGAGGGGUUUAGCAAGCAAGAGGCCGUGCGUGCGAAGCUAGGCAAGUUUGGGCUACCAAGUAACAACCACGAAACUCGGAUCACGGAUCUGUCUGGUGGACAAAAGGCUCGGGUUGUCUUCACCUCAAUCUCCAUGUCGAAGCCACACAUUUUGCUUCUUGACGAGCCUACCAAUCACUUAGACGAGGAGACUAUAGACGCGUUGGCCAAUACACUGGAUAAGUUCACAGGAGGAGUUGUGUUGGUGAGUCACGACACGAGUCGAGUCGUGUCGCGUGUCUGUGAUGACGAGGAAAAGGGUCAAAUUUGGGUUGUAAAAGACGGAACCGUGACUUUAGGCACAUACGAAGAGUACAUCGAAAACCUGCAGAGUUAA